AGGUUAGGUUAGGAACAUUAGAAUUAUUAAUCUAUGGUUAGAAAAGUUCUAAAUACUUGAAGAAAUUGCUUUUGAGUUUUAACUUUUAAUACAUUUAAUUCGUUUCCGGUUUUCAUUCGGUGCGGAUCGUAUUGGUUGUGAUUCUGAUAUUUCAAUUCGUGUUAUAUUUUCAAAACUUGCAAAUUAAAAUAUGAGUGAUAACUGGGAUACUUCGUGGGAUACUCCGGCUCCAGUCAAAGGACCUGAGCAGCUCCAAAACAAUGAUUGGGGUAGUGGCGCCUCACAAACAUUUACCAACUCGAACCGAAGAGGUCAUGGAGGCGGUGGCUUUAGGGGCCAUGGUGGUGGUGACAGAGACAGAAGGGGACACCGAGGCAGAACUAACGACCGUGGGGGUUGGAAAAACAAUGACCAAAGAGGCUGGGGUGGAGAUAGUGAUAAGAGGAGUGACAAUGGAGGAAGUUGGCGACAGCAACGCUCAAACAAUUGGGAAAAUAACAGCAGUGUGCAAAUGAGAAAUAGAGAAGCUGAGAAGUGCGAGGUCAUUAAGGUGCCUAGCAGGCUUGUUGGGAAGAUAAUUGGAAGAGGCGGAUCUCAAAUUGAAGAACUUCAAAUGCGAUCAUCUGCUCGAAUAAACGUCACGAGAGACGUUGAGGGGGAUGAAACCAUCAUAAAGAUCCAUGGGGACGAUCAAACCAUUAAGAGAGCGAAGGAACUUAUCGACGAGGUUAUAGAGGAGAGACCCAAGAGGGCUCCAGUCCAAGAAGCGCCACAAAUGGAAAUUAAAUCUGAGAGUAAACCAGAGCCCUACAACUGGUUCAAAUAUCUUAAGGAAUGUGAUGCCCAAGUUGAGGCCGAGUGGAAUAAGCUGCCACCUAUAGUAAAAAAUUUCUACCAAGAACAUCCUGAAGUCACUGCGAUGAGUGAGGAAGAAGUAGAGGAAUUUAGACUGCAGAAUAAUAAUAUUGUGGUGGAUAGAACAUUUAAAAAACCAGACAGCAUCCCUAUCCCAAAGCCAGUCAAAACGUUCGAGCAGGCCUUUCACAAUUUUCCAGAAAUCCUGGAUGAAAUCUAUAAGGCAGGAUUCGAGAAACCAUCCCCGAUUCAAAGUCAAGCGUGGCCAGUGCUCCUGUCUGGAGAAGAUUUGAUUGGAAUCGCACAAACUGGAACAGGUAAAACUUUGGCCUUUUUGUUGCCCGCACUGAUCCAUAUUGACGGGCAAACUAUUCCAAGAGAGGAGAGAGGGGGACCCGCUGUGCUCAUUAUGGCGCCCACGAGGGAGUUAGCUUUGCAGAUCGAUAAAGAAGUAAAAAAGUAUUAUUAUAGAGGUAUAACAAGUGUUUGCGUUUACGGUGGUGGCGAUCGGAAAGGCCAAAUCGACGUUGUAUCCAGGGGUGUAGACAUUGUUAUUGCCACUCCAGGAAGAAUGAACGAUCUCAACGAGGCAGGUCAUUUGAAUGUCCGGAGUGUCACGUACGUAGUCUUAGAUGAGGCCGAUAGAAUGUUAGACAUGGGUUUUGAGCCUCAAAUCAGAAAAGUGAUGUAUUCACUAAGACCUACGAGGCAGAGUAUCAUGACUAGCGCCACCUGGCCACCAGGAGUGAGACGUUUGGCAGAUUCUUACAUGAACGACCCCAUUCAAGUCUAUGUGGGUUCAUUGGAUUUGGCAGCCACCCAUACAGUCACCCAAACUAUACAAAUAUUAGAGGAAAAGGAUAAAGAAGAGACUUUCUUCGAAUUUAUUUCAAAUAUGGCACCGGACGACAAGAUGAUCGUGUUUUGCUGCACUAAAGCUAAAGCAGAUUAUUUAUCGGUAGAAUGUGCCAUGAAAAAUAUUUCUUGUGCAUCUUUGCAUGGUAACAGAGAUCAGUGUGAUCGGGAACAAGCCGUUAAGGAUAUCGGAGACGGAACUGUUAAAAUUUUGAUUGCAACGGAUGUGGCUUCGAGAGGAUUAGAUAUCGAUGACAUUACGCAUGUGCUAAAUUAUGAUUUUCCUAAGAAUAUUGAAGAAUAUGUACACCGAGUGGGCAGGACGGGCAGAGCCGGCAAGUUCGGUGAAAGUAUCAGUUAUUUUACUAGGAACGAUUGGGGACAGGCGGCAGAAUUGAUAAAAAUUCUUGAAGAGGCGCAACAGUAUGUGCCAGAAGAAAUUUACAGCAUGGCCGAGCGAUUCGAGGCUAUGAAAGAACGUAGAGAGAAAGAGGGUACGUCUGGGCGUGGUCGAGGAUUCGGAGGCAGAGGGGGAGGAAGAAGAUGGUAAAUGCCUAAGUAAUCCUAGGUUGAAUCUCUUUUUUUCUAAAUUAGCUUUUAGAAUCUAAUCUUAAUUUAAUGAAUUAUCCAUAUUUAGAAAUCCUUUAUAUUUUCUUUCAUUCAGUUUUAAGAUUUUUUGUAUGGCAUACGCGAAUAAGUACUUUGUAAUAAAAUAUUCAUUUAAUUAAUAUAUUUAUUAAGUUGAAUGACAGUAUUAAAGAAAUAAAAGUUUUUGGAAAAAA
Molecule: messenger RNA, 2492 nt
Organism: Anthonomus grandis grandis
Lineage: Eukaryota; Metazoa; Arthropoda; Insecta; Coleoptera; Curculionidae
Product: probable ATP-dependent RNA helicase DDX43
Exons: 10
Coding region: 191-2260 (689 amino acids)
Molecular function (GO): ATP binding; RNA binding; RNA helicase activity
Source: RefSeq, a predicted model, not a curated record